AAACCACUAGUGUUUCACUUAUUUUCUUCUAAAUAUAGUGGGCUGGUUGAAAUAAUAUUUUCUAUAACUGUCAUGUGAGAUGAUUCAGGAAAUUUACAGCAAUGAUCAUUUAUAAUUUUUUAUUUGUUCUGAUGUACAAUUAUGCUCUGGAAAAUUACCAAAAUGUGUGGCUUUUCUCAUAUUAGGUAACCUGUACUUUGACAAAUUAUGGGACCAUGUUUUUGCAGAGGUUCCUUUUGUAUGUUUAGCUUUUCGUAUGAAAACUAAUAACAAUAUAUAUUCACCUGUGUUUUAAAGAUGGCAGAUAGAUUAACACAACUACAAGAUCACUUGAAUCAACUUGCAGAACAUUUUUGCAACAGCAUUGGUAUUAUCCAACAAACGGCUACGAAAAGUACACUUCAUCAAAACAGUGACAAUACAACGGAAGCUACGCCUGAUGUCACACAAGAGGGUCAUUCCCAUUUGUUUGCCACAUUAAUAUCACACACAGUGAGGGAUAUUGAUUAUUUGAUUGAUGCACUUCCCAGUGAAAAGUCUACAACUAGUUUGCAAAUUCAAAGUUUGACUCAGUUGGAGAAAGAAAAUGAAGCAGCUGGAGAGGAAUUGAGAGCAACAGUUAAAGAAGGACAGGCUUUACUGGAAGAGAUUCGUUCUGCUUUAUCAGGUAUAUCUGAUGAAAUUUUGAAGACACGCUGCAGUGUUAAGCCUUAAUUAUGGAUAGUUUUCUUCAAUGUGCAAAAUUUUAUGGAGUCAGAACAUGUAAAGACGUAGAUGCUAAAAAAUAUCACAAAGAUAGUUCAAAUAUUAUUUCUUAAAACAAUGGGCUGACUAUGUCAUUAUACAAUGCCAUUAUUUAACUAAAUUGAAAGAUUUCUUAAAAUGUGCUAACUUAUCACUUUUUUAUGAAAUUAAAUCUUUUGUUUUGUUGAUGAUGUUUUAUGUUGUGCUAUAAACCACAUGUACAAUUAUUUUGUAUUAGUGUCCCGACCUGUGGAUGUACUGUGAAAACAUUCCAUUAUUCAAAUAAUUUUUUUUAAUUGUAAUAAACAUUUCAUUCAUUUUAAUGAGAAUUUACUGCCAAGGAAAAGGGGGAAGUGUAACCAAGUCAAAGAAGGAUUAACAAGCAACUCUGUUGCACUUGAGGUCUUACAGUUAUGUAUUUACUUUAUGUAUUUAUUUGUGUCAAGUAUUUAAGAUAUUUCUUGCACUCCAUCUGUGAUGUUUUUAAUUCAACAAACUAAAGUUUCAGUUUUAAAUUUUUUAAAAAUUAAGAUUUUCUAAAUAUUGAACAGUUUGAAUGUUUUGUGGGUUAUAAAUAUUUCUGUGAAAAGUUUGUAUAUAAAUAGUAGUUGACUAAUUAUUUAUAUUUUUGUUCAAAUUGAAGCAGGAUUGGGUGUAUGAUAUAUACUACUUUUUUAUUUCUGAUGUUUUCGGGUUUGUAUGUCAAUUAAAACACAGUUAUGUUGUGUGUACAUUGUAAAAUAGUUUACUUAGAAACAAAGUUGAAAGCCAAGUAUUUCCUUAAAAAAUAUUUUUAUGGAGAAUAAAAAGUGUACCAUUUUUCACAUAUAUAUAAUUCAUGGGGAUAAUGUACUGUACUUUGAAACGUUUUUCUUUCAUUUUUCCAUGUACACUGAUAAUGAAUAAUUAAUACUAAAAAUACCAGGGUUCUUUGAAAGAAAUUUUGCAAAGUGGGUUGAGUAUUAACCAUGUUCACUUAAUGGGGGGCAGCAAAAGACCUCUUACGGUACUUAAACCAAAAAGAUUUUUUAAUUUUUAUUAUAAUACCAAUUUAAAGAGCUUGAAAAUAUGUUUUGGUUCAAUAAUGAAUCAAUAAAGCUAUUUAUGAUAGAAUGUAAAAAGAUGUAAAUUUUUAAUUUUUCUUUAUUUCUCUGGUGUAUAGCAGCUUAUUGAUUAAUUAUUUAGGCAUAUUAUAGAGCAAUGUCUUAGG
Hydractinia symbiolongicarpus is the source of this 1954-nucleotide messenger RNA. RefSeq names its product mediator of RNA polymerase II transcription subunit 21-like. The record is from RefSeq and is a predicted model, not a curated record. NCBI's taxonomy places the organism in Eukaryota, Metazoa, Cnidaria, Hydrozoa, Anthoathecata, Hydractiniidae. Bases 298 to 714 code for a protein of 138 amino acids. The transcript has a single exon. Gene Ontology annotation, cellular component: mediator complex. Gene Ontology annotation, biological process: regulation of transcription by RNA polymerase II. Gene Ontology annotation, molecular function: transcription coregulator activity.